This is a messenger RNA of Eimeria mitis, 2610 nucleotides long. RefSeq lists its product as uncharacterized. Gene Ontology annotation, biological process: microtubule-based movement. Gene Ontology annotation, molecular function: microtubule motor activity. NCBI's taxonomy places the organism in Eukaryota, Apicomplexa, Conoidasida, Eucoccidiorida, Eimeriidae. The record is from RefSeq and is a predicted model, not a curated record.
AUGAAACCAUUGCAGCAGCAACAGCCGCAACAGCCGCGGCAGCAGCAGCAGCUGCAGCAGCAGCAGCUGCAGCAGCAGCAACAGCAGCAGCAGCAACAGCAGCAGCAGCAGCGUCUCCGAAAGGGGCAGCAGCUCAAUCGGGGCCGAGAGACAGGCGCACGGAGGAGCCGCGGUGUACAUACACCUGAAGGCGGUGCAGCAGCAGCAAGAGCAGCAGCAGCAACACCAGCAGCAACAGCAGCAACAAGAACAACUCUCGUGAGGUCUCUGCGGAAGCCUAGGCCUCCCUCUGUCACAUUAGAAGCAGCAGCAACAGCAGCAGCAACAGCAGCAGCAACAGCAGCAGCAACAGCAAGAGCCUGCUCCAUCCAUGACUCCCCCAGCGUUUCUGCUGCUGCAUGCAGCGAGGGGUGCUCAUCAGAAACCACAACAGCAGCAGCAGCAACAGCAUCUGAAGCAGCAGCAGCAGCAGCAGCAGCAUCAGCAGCAGCAGCAGCAACAGCAGCAGCAGCAGCAGCUCCUCUCAAGGAGGGGACUGUGCCCUGUGCUCUUGGGGCCCCCAGGCCGUUCUCUGUCUCCUCUCCGCCUCCUGCUGCAGCAGCAGCAGCAGCAGCUGCUGCUUCUGCUGCUGCAGCUGCAGGUGUCCCCUCAUUAGAAGGGGGGGCCCCCACGCUCCGCUCUGUUGCCCCUGCAGCAAACUGCGCUGCUGAUGCAGGGGGCCCCCAAGCCGAGGCAAGGGGGGGGGGGGCCCCCAGGCAGGGGGCCCCCCACACUCUGAAGCAGCAGCAGCAGCAGCAGCAGCAGCAACAGCAGCAGCAACAGCAGCAGCAGCAGCAGCUCCUCUCAAGGAGGGGACUGUGCCCUGUGCUCUUGGGGCCCCCAGGCCGUUCUCUGUCUCCUCUCCGCCUCCUGCUGCAGCAGCAGCAGCAGCAGCAGCAGCAGCUGCUGCUGCUGCUGCUCCUGCUGCAGGUGUCUCCUUGUCUCCUCUCCAGCAACGAGCUCAGCUCUGCUGCUGCUUCGCCCUGCUGCAGCAGCAGCAACAGCAGCAGCAGCAGCAGCAACUGCAGCAGCAACAACAGCAGCUGUAAUAGCCCUUUAGAUGAAUGCUGCGUGCACCACAAACAAAACCACAAAAAUACAAUUCCCUUGGCUCCUCUGAGGCCCUCACCCCACGACACCCAGCAGCAGCAGCCACAGCAGCAGCAGCAGCAGCAGCAGCAGCAACAGCAGCUGCAACACAUGCAGCAGCAACACGCACAGCAGCAGCAGCAGCAGCAGCAGCAGCCAGAGGCUGACGCUACCCUUGCGCCGGCGGGGUUCGCCGCUGCAGCAGCAGCAGCAGCAGCAGCAGCAGCAGCAGCAGCAGCGGCAGUUACCGAAGCUGCAGCAACUGCAGCAACUGAAGCAGCUGCAACACAAAAUCGAUGGCACGCAGAUAGAGAGCGGCAGCUACCGAAGCUGCAGCAACUGCAGCAACUGAAGCAGCUGCAACACAAAAUCGAUGGCACGCAGAUAGAGCAGCAGCACGAAAACCCCUCUGUGUCUACCGACCUGUCUGCAAGCCUCCAUACACCGCCGCUGCAGCAGCAGCAGCAGCAGCAGCAGCAACAACAACUUCAGCAGCAGCAGCAGCAGUACCAGCACCAGCACCAGCACACUCCAGCCCCUCAGGUUGAUUACAGGGUAGCAACACCAUGCGCAGCAGCAGCAGCAGGAGCAACAGCAGCUACUCCAGCAGCAGCUGCUGCUGCUGCAGCACCACAGCAGCAGAGGAGACACCCGGUCCCCUUCUCAGGGGCGCCGCAGCGGCUUGCUAGCUGCCCCCCCAAAGGGCUGCAGCAGCAGCAGCUGCUGCUGCUGCAGCCAGCAGCUGUGCUGGUGCCUCAGAAAGUCCCCGUUGCUGUUUGUUCUUUACCGCUGCAGCAGCAGGAGCAGCAGCAGCAGCCUGCAGCAGCAGCAGCACUUGUGUGGACCCCACAGCUGCCGCAGCAGCAGCACGUGCCUGUCUGCUGCAUGUCUCCUGUUGCUGCUGCAGCAAUACCCCUGCGGCCAGCGAUGGCUGCUGCAGCAUACGGGGCCCUUAGUGUUUUACCAGCUAGGCGGCAGCAGCAGCAGCAGCUGCUGCUGCAGCAGCAGGAAGGGGAAGCUCAAGCUGUUGCUGCUGAGCACCACCGCAGCUACCGUGACAUGCUGCAGCAGCAGCUGCUGCUGCAGAAGCACUACUCGGAGCUGCUGAAGCAGCAACAGGAGAUGCUGCUGCACCAGAAGCAGCAGCAGAACUCUUGGCGCGUCCAGCAGCAGCUGCAGCAGCAGCAGCAGCAGCACCCAUUGCUACAGCCCUCUCUGCAGUUGCACUUCGAGCAGCAGCAACAACAGCAGCAGCAGCAGCAGCAGAAGCAGCAAACUGCUGUUGCUGCUGCUGUCUCCCCAGUACCACACACAUCUGCGCCUGCUGGUCCUGCAACAGCUGCAGCAACAGCAGCAGCAACAGCAGCAGCUGCAGCAGGAGCAGCAACAGCAGCAGCAGCAGCAACAGCUGCUGUCUCCUUUGCACUUUGUGUGUCUUCUUGUUUUGGACUGAUAGAGCUGUGCAGCUCUUACAUUUGCUGA